AUGCCUAGUGGACUGUCUCGCCUAGCUCAGAGCCAUCCUGAUGAUGAUGAUGAUUAUGAUGAUGAUGAUGAGGAAUAUCCUUCUCUAUUGGGAGGUGGAAAGAAGAUGAUAUGCUGGAUAAAUAGUUGGAGACUGCCUGUCCCGUCCAAGAACAUCCAAACCGAGAAACAACAAAUGAGCAGAAAGAAGUACACAGUUUGGAGAUUGUGCACCAAAAUAUCCUCUAUCUCAUCAAUCCUUUCACUAUCUACGAGACAACGCUUUACCCGAAACAGGCCUGCAAUACUUUCUCUACAAGAGAGUGUUCUCCACAACAUCUACAAGCACCUUCCCCUGGUUGAUAAAGCAUGUCUAUCACUUAGCUGUAAAAGACUCUUCAACCUAUUUCGAACGAUUUUGAAAGAAAAGGAAUUUGAAUUCCCACGACUUCUACACCUUCAGAUCCCUAUACUAUUGUGA
Penicillium egyptiacum is the source of this 459-nucleotide messenger RNA. Lineage: Eukaryota; Fungi; Ascomycota; Eurotiomycetes; Eurotiales; Aspergillaceae. The record is from the annotation of a GenBank genome assembly.